AUGUUCCAACCUCGUCGUGGUUUCAGUUGCCAUUUGGCAUGGUUCAUGCUGCAGACGUCCCUCUACGCAUCCUGGCUACUGGGACUGUUCCCCUUUACUUUCGAUUCCCGGAGAAAGCAGUUGAAACGCUCCCGAUGGCUUCUACUCUACGGUUUCAUUCUAAAUUCUCUGGCCAUGUGCCUAGCCUUGAGUAGCCACCUGGCGUCUAAGCAGCGAAGGAAAUACAAUGCAUUCGAUCGCAAUCCGCUGUUGGAGAAAAUAUAUCUGCAGUUCGAGGUUACUGCAUUCUUCACCAUAAGCGUACUACUGCUCAUGAAUGUUUGGAAAAGCAACACGGUUCGGGAAAUUGCCAAUGAACUACUCACCCUAGAGGACCAGGUAAAAGACCUUCUCACUCCGAAGAAUUGUCCCAACUUUAACUGUUUCGUGAUUAAAAAACAUGUGGCUGUAAUAGGUCAGCUCAUGAUUUCAAUUUACUUCUGUCUACGCCAAGAAAAUUCGUACCCGAAGAUCCUUAAGAUCCUUUGCUACCUGCCAUCGGUGGGCUCGCAAUUGAUUAUAAUGCACUUUCAUACCGAAAUCAUUUUGGUCUAUCGCUAUGUGUGGCUGGUCAAUGAAACCCUCCAGGAGUCAAGCCAUCUGAGCUCCUCAAGAAUUCGCGCACUCGCAUCCUUGUACGAUCGCCUGCUGAAGCUGAGUGAAUUGGUGGUAGCGAGCAACGAUUUGCAGCUGAUCCUUAUGCUAACUAUAUAUUUAAUCGGAAACACUGUGCAAAUCUAUUUCCUCAUAGUGCUCGGAGUGAGCAUGAACAUGCGGUAUAUUUACUUAGUGGCUUCCCCCCAAUUGAUCCUUAAUAUUUGGGAUUUCUGGCUGAAUAUCGUGGUGUGCGAUCUCGCCGGAAAGUGUGGAGAUCAGACAUCAAAGGUCCUGAAACUGUUCACUGAUCUGGAGCACGACGAUCAGGAGUUGGAGAGAAGUUUGAAUGAAUUUGCAUGGCUGUGCACCCACCGCAAGUUUCGGUUUCAGCUGUGUGGUCUCUUUUCCAUUAACUACAACAUGGGCUUUCAAAUGAUCAUCACCAGUUUUCUUUACCUGGUUUACCUGGUUCAGUUCGACUUCAUGAACUUGUAAAGUUGUCUUUACAGCGACAAAUAAAAUGUUUAGGAUAAGCUAAAAGUCUAUCUUUAACUAUUACCGAACAAUUCCCCCUUAAAUUCGAGAGUAGUGUGUGACAUUAUUAUUUUCCUGCCAGGAGCGUGACAUCCGCGACAUAUACUUUCGCCGAUUCGUGAGUGAUACGUGAUUGGAAAUAAUUUAAGAUGCUGCGAUAAAGCAAUUUGCGCAAAUUUAAGAUGAAAGAGGCGACGGACGGGACACAGCCACAGCCAAACGCACAUAAAAUGGAAGCAUUUUCACAACUGUCAUUGAAAUGUCAACAUAAAUCUACUGACAUCCAGUGCCAGGUCCUUUUCGUCCUGUUCGUCCUGCGCUCCUUUCGCCAUUUCUCCGCUUCCCCAGUUCUCCGCCGCCGCUUUCCCAGCGACUUUUGCGCGCUGCGUGACGUAAAUGCUGAUGAAUAUUUCUCAUCUGUUGGCUGCGGUUCUCCAGCUGAAGUGGGGCGCGUUGGAGGAGGAGGAGCUGCCUGGUGAUGCGGAG
This is a messenger RNA of Drosophila mauritiana, 1656 nucleotides long. RefSeq names its product putative gustatory receptor 22f (gene Gr22f). The record is from RefSeq and is a predicted model, not a curated record. Lineage: Eukaryota; Metazoa; Arthropoda; Insecta; Diptera; Drosophilidae. Gene Ontology annotation, biological process: sensory perception of taste. The coding region runs from base 1 to 1131 and encodes 376 amino acids. Gene Ontology annotation, cellular component: membrane; axon; dendrite. Gene Ontology annotation, molecular function: sweet taste receptor activity. The transcript has 2 exons.